Messenger RNA from Solea senegalensis (Senegalese sole), 4190 nucleotides. RefSeq names its product coiled-coil domain containing 85B (gene ccdc85b). NCBI's taxonomy places the organism in Eukaryota, Metazoa, Chordata, Actinopteri, Pleuronectiformes, Soleidae. Gene Ontology annotation, cellular component: nucleus. The coding region runs from base 893 to 1495 and encodes 200 amino acids. The record is from RefSeq and is a predicted model, not a curated record. The transcript is spliced from 2 exons. Gene Ontology annotation, biological process: negative regulation of DNA-templated transcription.
CCGGUUAUGUGACGUCAUGGUCCGUGGAACAAAUUAGGAGGGAGCAGGUGUCUGUUCCCGGCACUUGUGCUAGCUUGACACGCAGCUGCUGUUGCUCCGCGGUGGCACAGCCAUGAAAGUGGUGGAGGCGGACAUUGUUGUGGCAACAGGAUGAGCAGUGGUGGUGUCCCUGCCGCGAGGAAUGGCGAGAUAGGGAUAGGGCUGUGCUUUAUUUCUGUUUGUUGAGAAGAAAUCUUUUGGAACAACAAUAACAACAGAAACACAGUCGACGGCAGCAGCGGCAGCAACAGCGGCGGCACCGUGCGGACUCCCUCUGCUUCUGCAGCCACCGGGGGAAGUGAGUUCAUUGAGCCGAGGCGAGCGCAGCGCAGCCUGAUGAGAUGCAAGCCACGUAAAUAUCGCAACAUCUGCAGCAGCGGGUCGUGCGGCUCCGAGGCUGCGGGAUCAAACCUCCGUGGAUGAGCCGUUAGAAAAAGGGGGGAAAAACACCCUGAUUUUUGUCUUCAAAACACAACGAGAGGGGGUGAAAGUAGGCUUUUCCUGCAGGCCUUUCAGGAGAACACAGCCUGCUGUGGAGAGGAUGACAGAUUGACAUUAAUGAGGGUUUGCGGUGCCGUUUCAUACACGACCUCAUUAGAGCUUUUUCCACACAGAACAGACUCAAGGUUCGGCGUUAACACCGGGCGACUGGAGGGAAAACCAUCCAGACACAGAAAUCACAUGUUUCUGCCUGGAUUUGGCCUCUUGUCCUGGAAUAAUGGUGCAGCCUUCAUGACAUCAGCCCAACAAGAUGAGGAUGAGGAUGUGGUGUUGAAGACUGGGGUAUAGAGCCGUCUCAUCGAACCGAAUCUCAGGGUACCAUCAUCAAAGUGUGCAGUUUUAUAAGAAGACAAUGGGCAGCGAGGGUGAGGUAAUAAACAGAGAGCUGUCGAAGAUGUCUGACGAAGACCUGCUGUCGUGCUCCAAAGAGGAGCUGGUGAGUCGGCUGCGUAAAGAGGAGUCCGAGAAAAUCUCAGCCCUCAUCCAGAGAGGACGCCUGAUCAAGGAGGUAAACAAACAGCUGCAGGGACACCUCCUGGAGAUCAGGGAGCUGAAAGUCAUCAACCAGCGCCUCCAGGAGGAGAACACGGAGCUGCGGGACCUGUGCUGCUUCCUGGACGACGACCGGCUCAAAGUGAAGAAGCUGGCCCGGGAGUGGCAGCUGUUCGGGCAUCACGCCGCCAAAGUGAUGCGGGAGGACCUUGGCGGAUAUUUGAAAAAGCUCGCAGACCUGGAGCGCAUGCAGGACGGCCUGGUGAAGGAGAACCUGGACCUGAAGGAGCUGUGUCUGGUCCUGGAGGAGGAGUGUGUCAGCAGGAGUGACUCCAGCCCCGGCGGCUCCACCGAGCUCAACCUGCCCUGCAUGGUAGCCCGGGACCUGGGGGACGGCAGCUCGAGCACAGGCAGCGUGGGAAGUCCGGACCAGCUCCACCUGGUGUGCUCACCUGAUGACUGACGACGGUGAAAGAAGAAUGACUCACUAACUGAUGCUUUGUCAGACAGUCUAUAUACACAACAGUCUGCAGCAAAAAAAAAAGAGCCCACAACAUUAUAGGGCCUGAAUACUGCACAGAUGUGUGUGUCACCACUUUUGACUUGACAAAGGUUCUUCACUAUGGACGUUUUUAGGACAUUUAAUAGGUGUUUUUUCCAGAUGAUAAUGUAUUUUACAGUGUUUUUCUAAGGACUUGACAUGUUUUGGGGAAAUCCUUUUUCAGUUGUCUGUUGUUGAAAAGAAAAAAAAAUGGGACCAGAAAAGUGGGUCACAUAAAUUUAUCUCAUGCACUGGACUAGCCUACACUGGUAGAAGCCUUUUUUCUAUUGCACUGGACAGCGUUAUCAUGGAUCUUUAAAUCUUUAAAAGAUUCAUUUCCAAUCCAGUUUUGAGCCAUAUUUAGUCCACUGAACUCCAAUAGCACUGACAUAGGCCUACAGUUGAGUUGUGAUAAAAAGGUUAAAGGAAAAAAAAUGAAACUAUUUGAUAAUUGCUUUUGCUAUUGAUGCCCAAUAAUGUGUAAUAUUUUAUGCACUCUCUUCCUCAGGGCAGGAGUGGAGUGCCAUAUGUGCAUGAUGACUGUCACAUUUGUACAGGCCUGUGAAUCAGACUUGAGUUGAAGUCCCUUCAGGUUUACUGCAGGUGGCGCUGCUGUGCAUAAUGUAACCUGUGCUCCAUGAGCCAGCGUGCUUUUUAAAGGUCCAGUGUGUAUCAUUUAGGGUGGGGUUUGUUUUCAGGUAGAAAUUGUACGGAAGAGUAUUAGGGCCACAUGUAAAAAAAUUGAAAGAAAGAAAAUAUUUAAAAGAGCAUGGACUCUGAGAAAAAAGUCAUAAUUCUGAGAAUCUGAGAAAAAGUCAUAAUUCUGAGAAUCUGAGAAAAAGUCAUAAUUCUGAGAAAAAGACAGAAUUCUGAGUGAAAAAAUGGCAGAAUACUGAAUGUAUAGUCAGAAUUCUGAGCAUCUGAGAUUAAAGUCACAAUUCUAAACUUUUUUUCUCAGAUUCUCAGAAUUCUGACUUUAAUCUCAGAAUUUAUGCUGUUCUUUCAAAACAAUGUACACAUGGCCCUUUUACUCUUCUGUAAGAUUGAAUAUUCUGCACACAAGUGUGUUGUAGAAUAUAUUCUCUUUAAAGUAAAAUAGUUUUGUUUUUGUAGCCUUAGAAUAAGCAUUUUACAUCAAUGUUUCUGCAGCAAAAGAUGCAGAACUGCAUAACACAAAAAUGAAGAAAACAGCAUCCUUUCUGUCACAAGAAGGCCACCUAACUAAUAAUUUGCAGUCCCACCAUCACAUGGAGUAUAUUCUUACACACUGGACCUUUAAGGCACGAUAAAUGUCCUUGGACCUCACUCAGAGCUGAACUGCAUAAGUUCUGUCACUUUUUUUAAAAUCCGACUGGAAACUCUUUAUAUGAAACUGGAAGGUCUAGAACUUUUAUGGAUUUCUGUUCUGAUCUGUUCGAGCUGAGCUGUUUUUAUUUUUAUCAUUAUUACCUUGUUGUUGUUGUUGAUGUUUUAUUAGCAUAUCACGGUUUGUUUAAGUUGGGGGGAGUGGUCAGGUUUUUCUCCUCUGUAUCUCAUGCUUUGUAUUUAUCCUGUGACAUUAGGGAUCUUAACUUUCUUAACUUUGACUCUCCUUAAUCUUGAUUUAUUUGUAUUACUUAGCAUAACUAACCCAUCUCAGUUUGAGUCAUAGAUACCGCACAUUGAUUAGGGCAGAUUUAUUUUGUUGUUAUAGCUGUUUUAAUUGGUGGACUUUGCUCAUGGUGCAUUGGAGAGAGCUUUAAAUACAAUGGGUAUGACACUUUGGGCUGUUCAGACCUUUGUGUGUGUGUAUGUGUGUUUACAUUUGCAGAAGCAAACACUCAGACAUGCAUGUCACAGAAUGAAGCAUUGAUUUCUGCAUGUGUGGUUUCUGACCUCCACGUCUGAAUCAACUGUGCAUGCUCCAUGUUCCCUUCAUGCCACACAGAGGGAUUUUACAGAAGUUUUAUUUUUAGUCCCGGGCACUGAUGAAGGCACUAAUGCUUUUAUGCACUUAGUGAUGCACUGAUGCCCUUUGACAGCAGCAUACACUGAUUUUUUUCUUCUUCUCAUGCUCUCCAGCUUUCAAUCCUCCCCACUCUCUCUCUCUAACCUCAUUUUAGCAGAGUGACCCGAUACCCGCUGAGCCGUGUGUUAGCGAGAGAUUCAAUUCAUUUUUGGGGGAAUGGAGUAACAGAGAACUCUGUGUUCACAGCGUAGGGGCAAAGGACACUGUCAUUAGGAGUUUGUCAGUGUUGCAGCAGCCAAAAGCUGCUAAGCUUUUUCCCUAAAUCUUCACUUUAUGCCCAUUUGUUAUUAUCUACUAUACUCUGCUCACUACUGUCCCAAUGAAAAUGUCAUAAAAUAAUGAAAUAAGCCCAUAAUAAUAAUUGACCCAUUGUCAAAUACUCUCUUUACAUUGAUGUUCAACAUAGAAAAGAAGACGCAAAUCCUGACUUUAUAGAAGAUUGAACCAGAUAAUAUUUGGUAUUUUUGCUUGAUUACACGCAUGAAACAAUCACAGUUAUCAGAAUAACUCAGUUAAUCUACUACGGGUGUGUUUAAAUUUCAGUUUGUGCUAAAUCUUUUUGUACACUUUCAAUGAACUGAUCUGAAUCUGAUAAAUCUGUUGCUUUGA